AUGGCGCAUUUGAUAAAGAAACUUGGCAGUUUAUUUUCCAUGAAGGACUUGGGGCCAUUGAAUUAUUUCCUGGGUAUUGAGGUCAAAUAUAAUGGUGAUUCCAUGCAUCUCAGUCAGUCUAAGUAUGCCUUAGACUUACUCACGAGAACUAAGUUCACAGAAGCCAAACCUAUUUCUACUCCGGUGGUGACUGGUCAGAAAUUAAGUGCCUAUGAUGGUGAUCCACAUGAAAAUCCAGAAAUGUAUCGUAGUGUUGUUGGUGCUCUACAUUAUCUCACGAUAACUCGGCUUGAUUUGUUGUACGCUGUAAAUCAGGUGUGCCAGUUUAUGCACUCACCGAAGAACACACAUUGGGCAGCGGUCAAACGAAUACUUCGUUACUUGAAAGCUACGUUUAAUCAUGGCUUACUGUAUAAACCAGGAGAUGCAAAGUUAACAGCCCAUUUUGAUGCAGAUUAUGCUGGUAACCUAGAUACUCGUCAUUCUACCGGUGGUUUUUGUAUUUAUUUGGGUUCAAAGCUUGUUUCCUGGAGUUCAAAAAAGCAGAAGACCGGCUCCAAAUCGAGUGCCGAGGUGGAGUACCAAACCAAACAUUUGGAAGUGGACUAUCAUUAUGUUCGUGAGAAAGUUUUUCGUGGUCAACUCUUGGUACAAUAUGUUUGUUCUCAGGACCAGCUCACUGAAAUUUUCACUGAAGGUCUAUCUUUGUCAAGAUUUAAAUUCCUUGUUUCCAAGCUUCUAGUUGUUUCACAACCUGUUAGCUUGCGGACUGUUAGACGAAGUCAACCUCAGGAUAAUUCCACCGUGCUUUGA
This is a messenger RNA of Pyrus x bretschneideri (Chinese white pear), 813 nucleotides long. RefSeq lists its product as uncharacterized. Bases 1 to 813 code for a protein of 270 amino acids. NCBI's taxonomy places the organism in Eukaryota, Viridiplantae, Streptophyta, Magnoliopsida, Rosales, Rosaceae. The transcript has 2 exons. The record is from RefSeq and is a predicted model, not a curated record.